UGGGGGCCGGGGGGGAGGUGGCAGUUGUUGUUGUUCCUGUGAGGAGAUUGAAGGGAAAGCGCGGAGGCGACGCGGUCGCCAUCCUUGCCCAGACUCUGCGAGCUUCAUUACUCGGCCCCCGAGCAGAAAGUCGGCAGGUUCGGCGCCCAUGUGAAGUGCGACACGGCGAUGAACGCCAGGAAUGUCAGUUCAUCCCGGGCGGUUCACGUCGAGUUAAGCUCCCAACAGUUUCUGAAGAGAACAUGAUAGCGGAUGUUGUGCAUGUUGCUGCAACAAAAGCAAAAUAUUUGGAUGCUGGAAAUCUGAAAUAAAAAUAGCAAAUGCUGGAAAUAUCCAGCAUGUCAGGCAACAUCUGUGGGGAGGUAAACAGAGUUAACGUUUCAAGCUAAUGACCUCUCAUGAGAACUGAUCUCCACAUGUUACCUGAUCGACGGCUUCGACAUCUGCGAAGUAUUGCAGCACGAAAUAUAGUUAACAAGAAUGGUUCCCAUCUUCUGGACACCUACUUCAGCCUACACCUAUGUGAUGAUACAAAGGUCUUUAAAGCAUUUUACAUCAGUGAGAUCGUGAAGGAUUCUUUGAAUCCAACAUGGAGGAGUCUAGACUUUGGCUUGAUGCCAGACCGCCUUGAUACUUCUGUUUCAUGUUUCUUAGUGAGGAUCUGGGGCGGAAAGAAAGGACAAUAUCAUCUUGUCAUUGAGUGGAAGGUGAAUCUCGAUGGACUCAAAUACUUGGGACAGCAGAUUCGUGCACGCAAUCCCAAUGAUGUAAUAUUCGGAUUGAAUGAUGGCUACUAUGGAACACCCUUUGAUCACAAGGAACUCAUUGAAAAGAAGAGGAGCAGCCUUCUACAGGUGGACCAGAGCUCUGUGAGGAACUCGUACAGUGUCUUCUCCUUGCUCAGACUUCAUACUGCUCAACGUGCAAUAAAACAGACUCAGGUAACUGUUCAGAAAGUAGGCAAGGAAAUCGAGGAGAAAUUGAGACUAACUGCAUCUACUACAAAAAUGAAAAAGGAACGGGAACGUUUGCAGCUGAAGAUCUUAGUGCUUCGGAAUGAACUAGAGAGACAGGAGAAGGCACUUGGGCGAGAAUUGGAGGUGUUGCAGAAGGAGCGGAUUGCAUUCCAGCACAAAGAAAAAGUAUUCUUGAGUAAACGGCAUUGUUUACAAGUGGAAGACUCGUCUAUGGAUGAAAAAAGGAAAGAGUGCAUAGCUAAAAGAGAGUACUUCCUGAAGACUAAUGCUCAACUGAAUAUUCGGUGUCGGCAGCUGUUGUCGGAACUGUCAUACGUUUAUCCUAUUGAAGUGAAUGAUCAGAAGGAUUAUUUUAUGUGUGGAGUCAAACUACCAAAUUCAGAAGACUUUCAAGCAAAGGAUGAAGGGAGCAUUGCUGUUGCCUUGGGCUACACAGCACAUUUGGUGCUCAUGAUUUCCUAUUUCCUGCAAGUGCCACUCAGGUAUCCUAUCAUCCAGAAGGGUUCCAGGUCCACAAUCAGGGACAACAUCACAGACAAGCUUUCUGAGAAGGAAAGAGAGUUCCCUCUGUAUCCAAGAGGAGGAGAAAGGUUUCAGUUUGAAUAUGGAGUUUAUUUACUAAACAAAAAUAUCGCACAGCUAAGAUACCAGCAUGGCCUAUCCACACCAGAUCUCCGGCAGACGCUGCCUAAUCUGAAAAGCUUCAUGGAACAAGGGCUAAUGGUGAGGUGUGAUCGGCCUCUAUCCACUGCCAUUCCUGUGCCUCGAAGGCGAACAACUACCACAUCUGCAGGUUCAGAUAUGCUGUUUCACAGCAGACCCAUUGCUUCUCCAGAAAGGGCUUGGAGGAAGUCACAUGGGAGCUCUGAAGAAGAUCUGCCCCCCAGCUACAAUGCAGCAAUGACUCAUGCUAUAACCCUCGAGGCACAACCAAAAGAUGACCAUAAAGUCUGUACUACUUCAACACUAGUAGUUUCAGAUGACUCCUUCAAAGCUGGAGACCAGGAGAAGGAUGUGUGCGAUGGCUUUAAGAAUGGAGUUCACAGCAAUGAAAAUGGCAUUGUUUAUGAAGUGGCCCAGGCACAAGAGGUUAUCACUGAGCUGUCAUCUGAAGUGAAUGGAAUGACUUUGCCUAACGCACAUGCAAGCAGCACUAGUAGUCCCCCUUCAGGUGAUUUAAGCCACCCCAUGGGUGGUGGCACCUUCUGCUCCGUUGAACGGGCCGAGGAAAUCAUAGGAAUGGAAGCCACGGGCUUCAGCUCGGAAGAGCAACUGGAAGGAUUCUGCAUUCCCAUUGAUCAUGCUGUGGCAGUGGAGAGCGAUGCCCAAGUUCUGGCUGAACUCGACGCUGAAGGAUUUGAGGAGUUCUCCAGGAGGAUCUGUGCACUGAACGAGAACAUAUCGAGUUUCCGUCGGCAUCGCAAAGGGUCAGAAAAGUGAGACGCACUGUUGGUUAUAGAGAUACCAAGGCAGAACAGAGAUUUGGACUGGAAUAGAAGACCAAAUUGCACUUCUUUUUGAGAUGAUUUGUAGCGAUGAAAUUAUGGGCAUUGUUGCUAGUCUCAUGGUGAGAUGGGGAGAAAACAGUUAGGGAUCAAAACCUGAAACAGUGCAGAUGCUGGGCUUUCAGACUGAGAUCCUAGUAAGAGAUGAGGGUGGAGCAAAUGUACCUAGAUCAUGGUUUUGCAGAUUGACUUCAUGCCAUCCAUGGCUGCAUGUUUGCAUCAACCAGCCAACAUAUGCCACCAGAAUUGUUAGCUGCCCACCCUUCCCAAUCAAAUGGAAUCAGUCAAUUCCCAAUAACUGCACAAUUUGAUUCCCUCCUUGGAGGGGUGAAGAGCAGGGAGCAAAUCCCCAUUACUGAAACAGAUUAUGACCUCCCAUGUUUGCCAAACAGAAUAUGUGCAAUGACGUUAUAGAAUAGAGUUGCUUUGAAAUGAUAUGAAGUUUCUGAAUCCCUCAAGUCUUCCCUUUAAGUUGGAAGGUUGUUGGAUUCUUUUGGUUAGGCUCCCCGGAAUAAUCAGACAGUUCAGAAAAGUAAGAUGUUUAAGCUUUGCUACUGAAAUAGAUUUAAGGUAUUUGGGGAGGAAAAAAGUUGGAAGUACUGUAAAUUAGAAUCAGUAAUUUGGCGGAAACCAUUUUGCUGAGAGCAACAGGGUUUCUACUGAGCAGCUCAAAGCAUCAAGUGAAUAUAGUUUGAAUUUAAGUUACCAUAUAAUGCCUACCUAUGUAUGCUAUUUUUUUGACUACACAUUGUGCAGGCUCAGGUAUUGUUUAGCUAUUUGAUUUUAGUCUGAACCUCUCCCCUUCACAGCGGCCCCAGAUCUGCCAAUAAAACUGAAUACAGGGAAAAUGCUCUCGACUGAUCACUUAGAGGCUGAAAGUGAAUGAUCGUUGGUCAUUCAUGAACUUAAUUUGAUGUGAGGCUCCUAUUCAUUUCCUUCCCCCUCCCUCACUUCCAAAAAAUGUAAAUUUCUUUCAAAUUUAAUCUCUGAAAUAUUGUGUCUGAAAGAACCAGUGUUUUAAAAUGUGGACACUUAAAUUUUGGUGCAGCAGCUUUAGGAAAUGGUGAUCUCUGCUUCUGUAGCUUAUAGGUGCACUGUCUCCAGCACUGCUGCUUACAUGUGUUGCACAGGUGGUCUUGAAUUCAGUAUUGCUGCCUACCUGUGUUGGACCUAAUCAAAGAGUACCAUCUACCAGUAUAGAUAAAAAGCAUUCAUUUUUUUGGCACUCUUCAUUUUUUUAAUUAUAAUUAAUUAUAAAAAAUAUUAUUUAUAUUGUCCAGUUGGAUUUGAUCUGCACAGCAUGCAGUAGCAGCUGGGGAUAUGUUACACUGGAUUAAGCCUGCUAAGAUGACAAGGACAUGUUUCAUUCAAGAUUAAUGGUUCCUGUUAUUUUCAUACUAAAAAUUUGAUCAAUCUAAGUUCUUUUUCCUUCCUCCCUCUCACUUUUCAUUCAAAAAAAAUCUCUGAAGAUACAGAAGAUAAGUGAACUAAAUAUUUUGAAACCAAAAGGUUUGACCUGGUGUGGAGAAUUAAACUAAUAAUUGCAUCCAAGUAUUAACUAGUUGCGCAAUCUGUGAAUUGUAAACUUCUUCCCCACUGCUUUCUAGCAGUGGUGUUCUGAUACAGCCCAGAGGACAAUGUGUACGUACUUCUGUUUUCCCCCCCCCUCCAACCACAGCCUUUGGGAGCCUAGUUGCGGGAUGUGCUCCAGGCCAAUUGUGGCCUGCCCCUUGCAGGAGUUGGGGAAUGAGUUGGAAUCAGUGCUUCCUGCUCUGGCUUCUGUACAGCAGGUCAGAGAACCAUGUUAAAGUAAAACAACAUGGUUCUGUGGGAGGGUGGAGAGCUGGUUUUUUUGUGGGCAACUAUCCUGACUCCUCUUGACGACCACCCACAGGUAGAGAAACUGAAAUGGCACAUACAGGACCCUUUGUCCAUAGUGCAGCAUUGUGAAGAGUGGUCGUUCAGUGGAGCAUUGAUUUACAGUUGUGGACAUUUGUCAAAAAAAAUGGGUAAAAACUGCUUUAAAGAUACUGGCAUUAUGAAUGCAGCACUUAUGUUUGACUAGUACUAUAAUAAUGUAUUGUUCUAUCAUCAUGAUGCCCAUAUGGUUCUAAUCUAAAUAUGCCUUGUUAUGUUCUCUCUGAAAGUUGUUGGAUGAGCAUGUGGUUGCUCAAGGUUUCCCCAGAAGUCAUUUGUGGUGAAAUGUUGCACAGUGCAUACUUCCAACCUGACAACAUGAACAAAUCAGGUGGGAAAGGUUGAAAAUGUAACCUUUGAGUUAAUGGAAAAGUGAUGUACAAAGGUGCUGACAUGUCCCUUGUCUUGGGAAAGCCAUGACUUCCAAUUUCUGUCUUACACCAUGGAUGAUUGAGGCCCCCAGAUUGACUGUUAGUUUCCCAGAUGAUUUAAAUCGAUAGGAAACUGAAUCUUACAUCUGCAGGUUGUACUUCAGUAAUCGAGGCCAUUUCCUCAGCUGACAAUCUCGCGAGUUUAAAUGGCUUGGCAUCUUUCCAUAAUGGCCAGAGCAUAUUUGCUUUUUAUUUCAAGCAAGGCCAGAGCUCAGAGUGAACUCUUUUUGUUGACUUCAUCCAGUCAUGCCAAUGUUUUUGGUGUGUGAACAUAUUUUAUUUUCAUAUAUCUUAAAUGCCACACCAGUUUCUUCAAUACGUGCUUUGAUUGAUUCGUUGUUGCUUCAGGUCGUCCAUUGGGAAAACUAGUGAUCAGUAACUUAUGCUAACAACCUCCUUUGGAGGCAUUGGAUCUCAAACUGGUGUUCAAAUGCAGUCCAGACUUCCUGGACCAGAGAUUACAUUUGAGCUUGGCUUUGCACACAAGGAACAAUCUACAAACACCUCGAUGCUUUUACCAAAUGAGGUACAAUCACCUGUCUGCAGAAAUUUAAUGCAUCUGAUCAAAACACCCCCCCUCCCAUCGUCCCACAAAGUUUAAUACUUUAGACUACAAAACAAAUGUAACCAAUAACAAUGACUUACCCUAUCAAAUAAGGUAAAAAGUGAACACAUUGUUAAGAUGGAAUAUUGUUCUCGGCAUUUAUAAUUAAAUCCUAUAACCUUGA
Molecule: messenger RNA, 5558 nt
Organism: Carcharodon carcharias (great white shark)
Lineage: Eukaryota; Metazoa; Chordata; Chondrichthyes; Lamniformes; Lamnidae
Gene: uvrag
Product: UV radiation resistance associated gene
Exons: 16
Coding region: 399-2417 (672 amino acids)
Biological process (GO): SNARE complex assembly
Cellular component (GO): endosome; phosphatidylinositol 3-kinase complex, class III, type II; lytic vacuole
Molecular function (GO): SNARE binding
Source: RefSeq, a predicted model, not a curated record